Molecule: messenger RNA, 6636 nt
Organism: Colletotrichum higginsianum IMI 349063
Lineage: Eukaryota; Fungi; Ascomycota; Sordariomycetes; Glomerellales; Glomerellaceae
Product: KR domain-containing protein
Exons: 4
Coding region: 1-6636 (2211 amino acids)
Biological process (GO): fatty acid biosynthetic process; secondary metabolite biosynthetic process
Molecular function (GO): fatty acid synthase activity; 3-oxoacyl-[acyl-carrier-protein] synthase activity; phosphopantetheine binding
Source: RefSeq, a predicted model, not a curated record
AUGGCGCCGGCCGCCCCUCCGGAGCCCAUCGCCGUCUGUGGCAUGGCCGCCCGCCUGCCCGGCGAGGUGCGCACCCCAGCCGAGUUCUGGGACAUGCUGAUGGCUAAACGUAACGGACUGGUUGACUGGCCGCGUAGCAGCAGCACAAGCGACGGAGGGAAGUCUCCCGCGACGGCGGGGCGGUUUGACGCCGCCGGCUUCCAGAGUAGCACGCCCGCCAAGAACACACUCCAGGCGCCGCAGGCAUACCUGCUGGACCAUGUGUCGAUGGGCGACUUUGACCCCAGCUUCUUCCCUGUCGGUGCCAAAGAGGCCUCCCGCAUGGACCCGAUGCAGCGGCAGCUCCUCGAAGUCGCCUACGAGUGCGCCGAGAACGCCGGCGCCGCCCGGAACUUGUUCGGCGGCAACACCAGCGCCAGCAGCAGCACCAACACCAGGACCUGCACCGGCACGAGAAAGGCGGCCCCAGACCUGGCCGCAUGCAAGGACGUCGGCGUCUUUGUCGGCGUCUUCGGCGAGGACUGGCUCCAGGAGAACGUCAUGGACAGCCAGCUGGCCGGCCUGUACCGCGGAACGGGCUUCCUCGACUUCCUACAGGCGAACCGCGUCAGUUUCGCCAUGGACUGGCAAGGGCCCAGCAUCGUCGUCAAGACGGGCUGCUCGGCCAGCCUUGUGGCGCUCGACAUGGCCUGCCACAGCCUGCGCGCCGGCGAGUGCGCCGCCGCCGUCGUGCUGGGCGUCAACCUCAUCACCUCGCCGCUCAUGACGCUGCUGUACACGGCGCAGGGCCUUCUGAGCCCCUCGGGCUGCUGCAGGACCUUUGACGCGGCCGCCAACGGCUACGGCCGCGGCGAGGCCGUCAACGCCGUCUUCCUACGGCGACUCUCGGACGCCGAGCGGGCCGGCGACCCCAUCCGGGCGCUGGUGCGAGCCAGUGCCACGGGCCACGACGGUCGCAAGGUCGGGCAGCUCAAGCCGGACGCCGCGGCGCAGGAGCUGCUGAUCCGCAAGGCGUACGCCCUGGCGGGUAUCCCAGACUCGCAGUUCGGGGACACGGCGUGGAUCGAGUGCCAUGGCACAGGCACCGCCGUCGGCGAUCCCAUCGAGAUGCGGUCUGUCGCCAACGUCUUUGGCCGCGACGGCAUCGUCGUUGGCAGCGUCAAGCCUAAUGUCGGUCACUCGGAGGGCGCAGCUGGCUUGACGGGCCUGAUCAAGGCUGUGCUGUCGCUGGAGCACAACGUGAUACCGCCCAACAUCUUUUUCAACACGCCCAACCCUCUCAUUCCCUGGAAGGCGGCCCAGCUCCGAGUCCCGGUCGACCCUGUGCCAUGGCCUGAUGGCCGGAAGAAACGAGUCAGUGUCAACUCCUUUGGCGUGGGCGGCUCCAAUGCCCAUGUCAUCGUCGAGGCCUGCAGACCGUCCAAGUCUCUACGGCCCCGGGUUCCCACCACUGAGGCGGCCCGCGUCCUGCUACUCUUCAGCGCCACCCACCCGUGGUCGUUGCAGAAGCAGGUCCUCAACCAUCGAAACUACCUUCUCGAACGCCUGCCCGCCUCGCGUGAUGACGUGGCCGGCCUUCUCCGCGAUGUGGCUUACACGCUCGGUUGCCGGCGCCACCAUUUCCCUCUGCGGACGUACACCGUGGUUGGCGUGCAACAAGAGCCCGAAAACGAGAACCGAGACAAGACACAGGCAGCCUCAGGCGGGCUGCUGACUUUCGUCGACGCCGGCCAUUCCGGACAUGUUCAGGACAAGACGCCGCCGUCCCGCGUUGCCUUUGUCUUCACGGGCCAGGGCGCUCAGUCGGCUCGUAUGGGUUACGAGCUGCUCCGUGACAACAAUGUAUUUGCCGACAGCAUCCACUACCUGGAUCAGUGCCUGAAAACUCUGCCGGACAACUUGACACCCGAUUGGACGCUGUUUGAGGAGCUUUCCAAACCAGCCCCGGAAAGCCUCAUGGACGAGACGAGGUACUCAUUGCCCUGCUGCGCCGCCGUCCAGAUCGGUCUGGUCAACAUGUUCCGGGCCUGGGGCGUCUUACCUGCGGCCGUCGUCGGCCACUCGAGCGGCGAAGUUGCCUCGGCCUAUGCGGCGGGCGUGCUUCCUGCUCGCAAGGCCAUUAUCAUAGCCUAUCUUCGCGGUAUGGUACUGGAAGAGGUGCUGGAUGAGGACGGCAAGACGCUGCGGCGGCGGCCAGGCGCCAUGGCCACUGUCGGCUUGGGCGCCGAGCAGACGGCAAGGUUUCUCAGCCCCGGCGCCGUCAUUGCCUGCGACAACAGUCCGAGCAGUACGACCGUUUCUGGCGAUGAUGACGCGGUGCAGGAAACCCUCCGCAAUGUUGCCGAGGCGGACUCGCAGAUCCGUUGCCACGCGCUCCGGGUUCGAACGGCCUUCCACUCCCACCACGUCGAGCCGAGCGCGCUCAAGUAUGAGGAGCUGCUGAGACCGUUGCUCGAAGGAGGAGAGACUGGCAAGCGGCUUUCGUCCUCAUGUUCGCUGUAUAGCAGCGUCUCAGGGUCUUUGGAACAAGACGCCGCGAAGCUGGUGGGGAGUGCGCGAUAUUGGAGAGACAGCCUCGCGAAGCCCGUACUGUUUCGACAGGCUCUGGAACAGCUGCUAAGCUGCGAGCACUCGCCCAACAACCCAAGAAACACCAACCCCAACACCAACAACGGUCUGCUCCUCCUCGAAAUUGGGCCUCACCCCGCCCUCAGAAAGCCCGUCGCGGAGACGCUGUCAGCACUGCAGAGGUCAUCAUCGUCAUCAUCCACAACGUCCGAGCCACAGACUUUGCACAUCGCGACUCUGCGCCGGGGCGAGAGGUCCGACGAGGCCCUGUUACGUUCGGCGGGGGAGCUGUUCGUGCGCGGAGCUCUCACGGAGGCCAACAUGGAAUCCAUCUUCAGACCGGAUGGAUCCGCUUCUCCUGCUUCACAUUGUCUGACCGAUCUGCCUCCUUACGCGUGGCACCACGGCACGCAGUAUCUGGACCCACCGCGCGUGGCCAGCGUUUACAAGAGCGCGCGGCGUCUCCCUCACGAGCUGCUCGGCGCCCGGGUUCCGGACGCCACCGACAUCGAGCCGUGCUGGCGCUGCGUGCUGGAGCCCGACGACCAGCCCGCCUGGCUGGGCCACCACGUCAUCGACGGCCAGACCGUCUUUCCCGCCGCUGGCUUCGUCGCAAUGGCAGGCGAGGCCGUCAGUCGGCUUGGGCACGGCCGUGUUACCAACACGGGCUACUUUAUGCGCAACGUUUCGGUCAAGACGGCGCUGGUCGUGCCGCAGGGGUCGACAUUUGAGCUUUUCACGAGGCUCUCGCAGGCUCAAGACCAUGGCCAAGACCACCACUUGGACAACGACGCCGCCGCCGAGGACAACUCCCUGGACGGCACGUGGUAUGAUUUCCACAUCAUGGCCUUGGUGCCAGACCGUGAUGGCGACCGGUGGACUAGCCACUGCCGGGGCUUAGUAGCCGCUAGUGGUGCUGCUUCGGCCGCAUCAUCGAAUGGUAAGGCGUGUCAUGGCGGCACCAACAUCGGCCCCGCUCCCAGCCCCGCCACCGAUAACGGCUCCGGCUCCGGCCUUGGCACCGGCCUUGGUGGCGGCGACGGCGACGCACGGACUGUCGACUCCGCCGAAUGGUAUUCCAUUGCCGACUCGGUAGGCCUGUCGUACGGCCCCUCGUUGCAGGGCCUGCAAGACAUCGCAGCAUCCACCUCACGGCUGGCGGCGUCAGCCACGGUCUACGACUAUGACGACGAGGACGACGAAGGCGAAGCAGGGUAUGCUCUGCACCCGGCCGUCUUGGACAUGGGGCUCCAGCUGAACCUGGUCGCCAUGUGCCAGGGGCUCAGGGAAAAGUGCGACCUUCUCUUGCUACCAACCUACAUCGAAGAGCUUUCCGUGGGAGCAGUUACCACUCGGACGCCGCAGGACAACGGAAGCACCCCCAAGGCCCAGGACGGCAGGCUGGAAAUGCGCGCCGAGGUUCGCUGGGUACGGAAGGGCAGAAGCUUACAAGGCACCAUCACCGCCACCACGUCCGCCCCGGACGACAACGAUAGAGGGGAAGGUCUCGGCCACAAUACUUGUCGCCGGCUUUCUCUGCGCAACGUCAAGUUUAUGGCCAAGCCGCCGCUGGCCCGGCACAUGCCCCAAGACGCCCCUGUGACGACGCAGCAGCCCCAACUUGCGUCCGUGUUUGACUGGGCUCCGGACGCCGAGCUCAUCGACACGAAAAGAGUCGGUUCAGUCGUCGAAAUGGCCCGGCUGUUCGCCUUCAAGAACCCGCGCGUCCGCGUCUGCGUCUUCGCUCACGACGGCGACGUAGUCCUGGCCUCUGCCGUGACGCGAGCCCUCGAGACACAGGCCAUGUCCAACGGCAACGUGUUGUCGUCUCUGACCUACGCGGCCGCUACUACGGCAGAGCUGGGUCUGGCUCAGCUUUCUCUGCAAGAGGACGAACCACACGACGCAAGACUCGUUCCCACGUGGCUGGACUUGUCUCGAGACCUGCCAGCACAACCAGAGGAGGGUCAUAGUGAUUUUGACCUCGUCCUCAUCGAUGGGCCCGCCGCCCUGACAGGGUUGUGCUCCAUUUCGGCUCCGCAUCAGUGUGCUUUACCCGUCGGUCCCGGGGGAUGGCUCUUGGUCGACCGGUCUAGUGGCGAGGCCGAGACCGAGACCGAGACAGAUAGGAAGCUGGAGCAGCUCGGCUUCACACUAGUGGGCCGGUAUUCUCCCGCUUCUGGUAGUAUAAACAAAGGAAUGCACGCGGCGAGGGCUUUGCUUCCCAGUCACGAGAAAGACACCGACUCGAGACAGCGACGUGUUGUCAUUAUACUUGCCACGCCCGCACUCGACGAGCUUGCCCGAUCACUCCAAAGUGCCUUGGAUGAGAUUGAGAUACAUUCCGAGAUUCGCGUCUCUCACUCUGGCGACGAGCCACUCCCUGUUGAUAACGAUGACGACGAACAAGCCGUCGUCGUCUCGAUGCUGUACCUAGAGCAGUCGCCGGCAGAGGAAGCGUUGACUGCCGAGUCCUUUAGAAGCAACGUUGACCGGCUUCUCGCAGCCCGGAAUCCCCACGUCUGGCUUCUCCCGCCCCUCCAGCUGGGGAGCACAGGGCCGGCAUCGCUGUGUCAACGGCCCGACCCAGCGUGGCUGAUCGGCCUCACGCGCACCGCACGCACCGAGUACCCGGCACUGGAUCUCACCACUAUCGAGCUUGACACGGCCAACACCCCCGUCCGGGUCACGGCGGGCGCCGUCGCCCGUAUCAUCGAGAGACUGAUCCACCUCGGCCCCGGACCCGGACCGGGAAUUCUACAACAUGACAGGCCGGACAUGGACCGCGAGCUCGGCGUCACGGACGACGGGACUGUGCUGAUUCCUCGGAUGACAUGGUCAUCGCUCGAUGACGCUGCCGCUUUUGCAAAAGCGGAUAUCAUGAGCGGUAGUGACGGUCUGGGACUUGCUUCGUUCCGUGAGGAUGCGAGCUAUCUCCUGGUCGGCGGCCUCGGCGGGCUCGGGAGGUCCGUAUGUCGCUGGAUGGCCGCACGUGGAGCACGUCACCUCGUGCUAUUCUCGCGCUCUGCAUCCGAUCCUGACGCGGCAACAAUCGCCUUGGUGGACGAGCUGGCUUCCAUGGGCUGCGCCGUCGUCCGCGUGGGCGGGUGUGCCGAGCACUUCCCGGCCAUCAAGCGCGCCGUCGCGGCUGCCGAACACUCCGCCCCGCGCGGCCUCGCCGGCGUCCUCCACAUGCCCAUGGUUCUCCGUGACCGGCCGUUGAGGGACAUGACCUGGGACGACUGGACCGCCGUCGUGGACCCCAAGGUGCGCGGUGCGUGGAACCUGCACAACACCCUGAACCGCCGCCGGCGAGUACAACUUGACUUCUUCGUCCUCUUCAGCUCAGUCAGCGGCAUCGUCGGCCAGCACGGCCAGGCCAACUACAACGCGGCCAACGUCUUUCUCGACGCCUUCGCGAUGUACCGCCGUGGCCUCGGGCUGCCGGCCAGCGUGCUCGACCUCGGCAUCGUCGGCCAUGUUGGCGCCGUGGCGCGCGACGAGGCGCUGGCGGCGCUGUUCCGCAAGUCCGGCUACGUCUUCCUGGGAGAGGAGACCGUCCUGCAGGCCGUAGGCAUCGCCGUCAGCCCGUCCGCCCCGGCCCAGCUCGUCGUGGGCCUGGCGCAGGAUCCGCAGGCCGACAACGCAACCCGGGCUGUCGUAUGGAACCGCGACCCCCGCAUGGCCAAGGCUUUGGGAUCGGGAUCUGGUGAGGGUGAGCAACGGGCUGGUGCGAGCGCCAUUGAUGCCAUCAAGAGAGAGACGCAGGAGAUCAUCUCCUGGGCAAAGGAGGACCCCGCCGGUCUCGUGACCAACGCCCGGCGGGAGUCACUGGCAUCGUGUCUCGGCAGGGCCAUCUACCAAGUGCUGGUCACGCCGCUGAAGCAGCUGUCGCUGACGAGAAACAUCAACUCGCUGGGCCUGGACUCCUUUGCCGCCGUCGAGCUGACGGCCUGGAUCCAGCAGCACUUUGGCGUCCAGCUCUCGACCAUGGAGGCCAACACCAGCAUCAACCUGCUGCAGCUGGCCGAUCUCGUCAUGGACAGGAUGGUGGCGAAGCACAGGUAG